Messenger RNA from Neurospora crassa OR74A, 1111 nucleotides. Its product is annotated as peroxiredoxin HYR1. The coding region runs from base 148 to 837 and encodes 229 amino acids. Gene Ontology annotation, molecular function: glutathione peroxidase activity. Gene Ontology annotation, biological process: response to oxidative stress. Lineage: Eukaryota; Fungi; Ascomycota; Sordariomycetes; Sordariales; Sordariaceae. The transcript is spliced from 2 exons. The record is from RefSeq and is a predicted model, not a curated record.
UUGUUCUCUCCGAGCGAGCUAGGACCUUUUCAAACGUCGGACGGAAUUCUCGCCGCCAGUGCCCAUUCAAAUAUCAAGACCACCUUUCGCCUCUCAUUCGUGUCAUUCUCGGCUCCUUUGAUUUUUGUCCUUGCUUGCACAUACCAUAUGAUACCCCGCUACCAUCAUCGCUCAGUAGCUACACUUGCUCGCACCUCACUCACCACUCGUCAUUUGAAACUAUCACCGAUUCUACCUCAACAACAACAACAACAACCUCGACUGCCAGUUUCCAAACCAGCAUUCCGUUGCCAGCCAGCCAUUUCCAGACGCUUCGCAACAACCACACUUAACAUGUCUUCUGCCACUACUAUCUACGACUUUAAGCCCCUUGACAAGAAGGGCUCCGAACUCCCCCUCUCCACCUACCAAGGCAAGGUAGUCCUGAUCGUCAACGUUGCCUCCAAAUGCGGUUUCACGCCUCAAUACGCCGGCCUGGAAAAGGUCUACAAGGAGAUCAAGGAGAAGUACCCGGACGAUUUUGAGAUCCUCGCUUUCCCUUGCAACCAGUUCGGCGGACAGGAGCCGGGCACCGAGGAGGAGAUCCAGUCGUUCUGCCAGCUCAACUAUGGCGUUUCCUUCCCCAUCAUGAAGAAGGUGGAGGUCAACGGCGACAAUGCUGAUCCCCUCUAUGAAUGGAUGAAGAAUGAGAAGCCUGGCCUGAUGGGAUUGAAGAGAAUCAAGUGGAACUUUGAAAAGUUCUUGAUUGGAAAGGAUGGAAAGGUCAAGGGACGGUGGGCGAGCACUACGAAGCCUGAGUCUCUGAAGGAGGCUAUCCUUAAGGAGUUGGGCGAGUAAACUCCUGUUCUGUCUGUGAAGGUUUGAAACGGAUGGAAGGUGGCUAAGUCGCCCAAGGAUUGUAGGGAUGGGGGCUUGCUAAACUCCAAGUAUGGGAUGGUUGAGUGCAUGAUGGUGUGAUGCUGUCCUGGGAUAAGAUUGUCUGGGCCGCGGGAAAUGCAAGUUUAUACCCCAAGCCAUACGUGCUUAAUCAUCUGUCAUUAAUGCGAUGGGCAAGAUUUGAUGACCAGUUAUGUGAAUGUUAAUGCACAGCACUAAUUUUUGUGAAAGUGAG